Paramecium sonneborni is the source of this 708-nucleotide messenger RNA. NCBI's taxonomy places the organism in Eukaryota, Ciliophora, Oligohymenophorea, Peniculida, Parameciidae. The record is from the annotation of a GenBank genome assembly.
AUGUAGUCAAUUAUUAGUCAAUGCCAAGAUUUAGAUGAAGAGUAUAGAUAACUAGUUUAGACAAUAAAUAACAUGUUAGACAACCUUAGUAUAGUAAGUCUUGAAUUUGUGAAUUCAAAAUUAGAAUUUUUAGAUAAAUACUCAAGUACUCUAAAAUCAAGUUAAAUUGAUGCUCGAAUUCAUAGGAAUUCAUAAAUGAAGAAUUUAAUUGAAUAUAUAAAAAUGCAUAGGAAAUCAGAAGUAAAAUCGCUUGCAUAAUCACCACCAGCAAAGAUGGCUCAUCAUCGUCCUAAAUAUUCAUUUAAUGAGAAAGCCUUUUCCUGUAUGCUUUAUAAUAGCAUGAACCAUAUGACUUAAUAAAAAACAUAAAUUAAUGACUUUGAUUAAUCUUAACAGAAACAUACUCUUAAAUAAAAAAAUCUAAAUGUUUUGUAAAAUUUAAUAGGAAAAUAAAAGCUUGAAUAGAGAAAGGGAAACGAGGACAUGUUUCGAUUGCUCUAAAAAUGCAUGCAUUUAAUCUCUUAGAAAUAAGAAUUCUAAGAAGUAUACGAAGAUUUAUAAAAAGAAUAUAGAGAUAUAGUUAAGAGUAAUAGGAGUUUGUAAUGCAAAGUUAAUCUUGACUAAAAAUCAUCAAAAUUGAAGGAGAAUUUAAAUUAAUUAAUGGUAAGCCAAGAAUCAUUUAAAUCAUACCUCAAUUCAGUUAUUUGA